AUGUCGACAUCACACACUAAUUCAACACAAACUAUAUCAUUUUCAAUCUCUGAUGGCAUUGCUAUUCCAUACAUUGGCCGCUUUUGGUUACUUCUCAUUCCAAAUACUUUAUCACUUAUCUGUUCUCUCUUUGUACUUUUUCAUUUUCUUUUCGAUUCAACUCUCCGUCAUGCUCUACAUAAUCAUGUUAUAAUUGUUAUUCUUAUCGUUUGUAUUAUUGCUGAGUUAACAACUAUACCUUUUAUGAUGUACUUUUAUCUUAAUGGCGUAGUUUGGAUACAAUCACCAAUAUUUUGUAUGAUUUGGAAAUUCUUUGAUAGUGCUACAUAUACAACAGUACCGAAACUAGUCGGAUGGUCAUCUAUGGAAAGACAUAUCAUUAUUUUUCAUAGCCAAUGGAUAUCAACCAAAAAGAAACGUUUUCUUAUUCAUUAUCUGCCUAUAGGUUUAAUUGUCAUAUAUGGUAUAGUUCUUUAUGGUGUUACUACUCCGAUGAAUGAUUGUCAUAGAAGAUUUAACUAUAAAUCAGUGUAUUGCAGCUAUUACAGUUGUAUAUAUGAUAGUGUGACAUACUCACUAUAUGAAUUUAUGUCAGGUGGUGUAUUAUCUUCUGCAUGUAUUGGGUUUGGUAGUAUUUUUCUGAUCGUUCGUAUCGCUUUACAAAAGCGUCGUUUACAACAACAAAUGCAAUGGAGAAAAUAUCGUAAAAUAUCAAUUCAGUUGAUGUUCAUAGCAUUGAUCUUUUUCGUAUUCUAUUUACCUCCUAUACUUCUGGCUAUUUCUCAAAAACUUGGUGUUCCAUCGAAUGUAGGAGCUGAUUAUAAUAGAUACGCAAAUUUGUUUUCUUCUUAUAUAAUAUUACUUUUUCCAUUUGCAUGCAUCAAUACAUUACCAAAACUGAAAACUCGAAUAAAAAAAACUCUCCAUUAUUUUUGUCGACGACGAAUACCUACUAUUGUUCCUUUACAUGUUAUUCAAGAACGGUUAACAGCCAGCCAAGCAAAGAGAGAGAAGAAAACAAUUAGUUAG
Molecule: messenger RNA, 1029 nt
Organism: Adineta steineri
Lineage: Eukaryota; Metazoa; Rotifera; Eurotatoria; Adinetida; Adinetidae
Source: the annotation of a GenBank genome assembly